UGUGUGGACAUCAGACCAGACUGACCAUACCUUGAGCCUGCUGCAGGCCACAGCAGCCCUGGAGCGAGCCUUGGGAGAUCUGGAUGUCUGCCCAUACGCAGGUGUUCCUGAUGCAUGGCACCCAGUGCCCCUCACUGCUGAAAGAUCUUCUAGCUACCAGGGAGCUGACAGAGAUCUUCGGGUGCACAGCUAUGUCCUGUCUGCAUGUCCUGAUUGGUCCUCCCUCCAGUCUAAACCUCAGGAACAUUGCCUGGCACGGUUUCCUCAGUCCUGGAGAGGUGCCAGAUAUGUAUGUCAGUUUCCUGUUGGUUGUGGUGGCAACAUUAGGAGAGCAGACUCCCUUUCUGUACGAGGUCUCACACCGCACCCCACUAGAUCUCUCACCGCAGUUGGAGCAACUGCAGCAAGUCUUUCCAGUCCUACAGGUGGCAGAUGUGCCUGGCCUGAGGGACGUCAUCCACAGAACUGCAUUCAUCCAGCCCUCCAUGAUGCCUUAUUGGGAGAAAGCUUUGGAGAAAUUCUCAGAUCAAAGCUAUGGUCACUGCCUGCUGCUGCUGCUGCCACAGUUAGAACACGGGCUGAGGAGAGUCUUUGCUGUAGUCAACAACUGUCCACAAAGGAUGCUGACUGCUGAGUCUUCAGUCCUUUACACCACAUUUGAUGAGAUCCUGUCGGCUACCUUGCAGGAUGGCAGCACCAACCUCAUGUCAUCAGAACUGGGAGACUCCUACAUGGAGCUUCUGCUGGACCUCUUGGUGCAUCCGGAGGGCCCCCGUGUACGAGACCACGCCAGCCAUGGGGAGCUGGACCUGGCAACCAUUCCUGCUGGCCUGGCAAACCACGUCCUGUGUGUCAGUCUGGCCUUCUGCAUUAAAUAUGCUUCAACCGACAGAUCUAUGCUGCCCUGCUUGUCCAAAGGAAAAGGAAACCACACCAAGCCUACCGAGGAAGUUGCAAACAGCCCAGCUACCCUAAAGGCUGUGUCUGUAGUAAAUAUGGCCCUGCACAAAGUUCUGCCCUCACACAGCCCUGACUCCAUCCUGGCAGACCUCAGUGUUCCAGACUCCUGGCAGGUUUAUGAGACAGCCGUGCACAUAUGUCUGCACGAGCCCGUGAAGACGGUGUACCGGCCCCGUGUCGAGCUGGAGCUGGUGUCCCUCCUGAGACACAUCACGGAGAACAGCCGCAUAGCAUCACAGAACAUCCAGGGAACAGCUGAGCAGAGGUGCGAGCUGUGGAGGAACAGGCAACUCAGGUCCAGACAGAGGGACAACUACUGCAGGAUGCUGGACCGCCUUCAGACUAUCUUUAAUGGUCUUCAGUUGGUUGUCAUGGUUACAGUCCAUCACCUUCUGACACUAGGAGACCUGUUGCAACUCGAGUCAUCUCAAAAACAGAAACAGAAAAAGUUUCUAAAGAGUAUUCUGCAGUAUGUGGAGAACCUCGUGUCCAAAACCAGCACAGAUCAAAACAAGUGGGACGAAUGUUGCUCCCUCACAUUAGCCGCAAUCCAUAGGAUAACAGAGUACUAUAAUAGUGACAAUAUCUUAACAUAG
Messenger RNA from Branchiostoma belcheri (Belcher's lancelet), 1556 nucleotides. Its product is annotated as endoplasmic reticulum membrane-associated RNA degradation protein-like. The record is from RefSeq and is a predicted model, not a curated record. The transcript is spliced from 14 exons. Lineage: Eukaryota; Metazoa; Chordata; Leptocardii; Amphioxiformes; Branchiostomatidae. The coding region runs from base 84 to 1556 and encodes 490 amino acids.